GAUAAAUCAUAGAACAUACAUAUACAUUUAAAGCGACAGAUUGGUAACUUUCCUCGCCCAGUCUUAGAACUCGCUAUCCACUGUGCAGCCGCACGUGUCACUUUGUGAAACGAUAAAAAUGCACCACUCGCAUUCCCUAGGAGGAAAAAUACAAGACCGACACCCCCUCUCUCGAAACAAAGGUCAAAGUUCACAGGAAGCUGGGGGGCUGCCAUUUUUCCUGCAAACAUUUUUAGAUGCAAAAGAGACGAGUGUGGUCGUCGCUGAAUAUAUAUCAUUAAUGUUUUGUGACAGUUUUCUGUUUAAAAUAUUUCACCCUGUUCUCAUAGAAACUCAUCAUUGAUGAAUGAAGACGAGAUGGAAAGGAUAGCGGAACAAUCGUGGAAUUCUUCCUACACCUACCAGGUGAGCAAGCACAGCGCUGAGAUGCUACACAACCUCAACGUCCAGAGAAAAGAUGGAGGCAGGUUUUGCGAUGUGAUCUUACGCGUCGGAGAGGAGAGCUUCCCUGCUCACAAGGCGGUGCUAGCGGCUUGUAGUGAAUACUUUGAAUCGGUAUUCAGUUGUCAGGCGGAAGGCGACGGCGAGACGAAGGAGCUGGAGAUGCACACCAUCAGCCCCAAAGUUUUUAAAGAUAUUUUGGACUUUGCUUAUACCUCAAAAAUUGUCGUACGACUGGAAUGCUUCCCCGAGCUGAUGACAGCGGCAAAGUUUCUUUUGAUGCGCUCGGUCAUCGAGAUCUGUCAGGAAGUAAUCAAGCAAUCAAACGUACAGAUUCUGGUUCCGCCCUCGCGAGGAGACCUUAGUUUGUUCCGUACUGCUGGGGGCAACGAAGUGGGUUAUCCAUUGCCGUUGGACAUGUCGAACGGAGCUGGACUUGUAACUAACGGUCCUGUGUAUGGUAGUAAUGGACAGACGCACGAUGUUGAUGGUAGUCAUACCAGUGGUCCAGUUUUGUCGAGUGGCAGCUCCCAAUCCGCAAUGCCCGUGCUGCAUACUGUUGAUAGGCUACCUGUGACACCAACAGAGCAGACCGGGAAUCCAUUUCAAGGAGGAGGUACUCCAGGGUCGGGAAACAAGAGAGGCAGAGGACGACCAAAGAAAGUGCCAGCUAUGGAUCCUUUACUUUUUAACCAUAGCGUUCCUAAGGACCUCGGUAUUUUCCCAUGCGGAAUUUGUGGGAAGAUAUUUACAGAAACAGUGCGUUUGCGAAAUCAUGAAGCACAGCACGCCGCAUCCAGUGGUCUGCACAGCGGCGGAGUCAACAAUAGCGGGGACAGCUCGGUUGGUGUGGGAGGCCCAACUCCGUCAUCUCAUGCCCAGUCAGGACUGCUGGAAAAUGGUUUGACUCUGCAUAGUGGUGUGGAUGCCAGUCGCAAGAGAGAAAGGACGAGACGUCAUGUUGGUUGUGACAUUUGCGGGAAGGUAUUUCGCGACGUGUAUCACCUGAAUAGACACAAGCUAUCUCAUUCCGGUGAGAAGCCAUAUGCUUGUCCUGUUUGUGGCCUGCGGUUUAAGCGCAAGGACAGAAUGUCGUACCAUGUGCGUUCACACGAUGGCUCCGUGGGCAAACCGUACGUCUGUCAAAGCUGCGGGAAGGGCUUCUCCAGACCUGACCACUUGAAUGGACACAUAAAACAGGUCCACACGUCUGAAAGACCCCAUAAGUGCCAGAUCUGCAAUGCAUCCUUUGCCACACGGGACCGUUUGCGCUCUCACUUAGCCUGCCAUGAAGACAAAAUCCCUUGCCAGGUGUGUGGAAAGUUCCUGCGGGCUGCCUACAUGACUGACCACCUCAAGAAACACAGCGAGGGUCCACAUAAUUACUGUGGUAUAUGCAACAAAGAUGCCCUGCUUUUACCCACCAAGGGCGCCUCACUGUUUUUGGUGUGCAUGGAGCUGAAAAUGAUCCUAUUUUUAAGUGCUCUGAGAAAAAAGCGCCCUUUGACACUGUCAUACUCCGUUAUGACAAGGACUGGCCUGUUUAAAAGCUGACAUUGUACUUAUUAAAUUGACAUAAUGUUGUUGAAAGCAGGGCUAAGCUCCAUAUAUUAUUAUGAAAAGAUUCAUGAAUUUAAUUUCUAACAAGACCAAACAUGCAUAUUUUUUGAGGUAAUUCAGUUCAUGUAAAAGCAUUACUUCUGCUUCUAACACCAGAGGUGAUAUUUGUAGACAAAUAAUCCAGUCAGUUGUGACCUCCAUUUUCAGGCAAAAUAUUUUCCAAGUAACAAAACCAAAUCGCACCACAUUGGUGCUUGAAACUGGAACUGCUUCUAGAAAUGUAGAUUUCAACUGUCACAACAAUCAUUAUCUAUACAGACAUAAAGAUUUUCAAUCAGUGAUUUCAAUUAAAUUCCACAGAUUGCAUUCAAACUUAAAAUCAAAACUGAGACAAACUGCCAGAGGUGGCACCCAUAGAUUGCAUGCCUAGAUUAGCAUGACUUUUAAUUGCCCCAAAACUUUUCCUUUGUGCUUUGUGGAGGGGGAAACGAACAGCAUUCUUAUAAACAAUAUGAUAUUGUCUCCAAUUCACUGUUUCUCUAGGGCUAUAAUCUAAAUAUCUGACACUAUCCAAUGAUAGAAUUUCCCAUGAGCUAAGAGAUUCUGUUGCGUCUGGAACAGAAUGCUAAAUAAGUUUUCUUAAAGCAAAUGUCUUCUUAAUCUUCUUUAUUUAUCCGGGGCUAUGUUCUUUUACAAAAUUGGUUUGAGCAGUGAUGGGUGUCCUAGACCACCAGACUCGUAUUUUGGCAGCUUACUCAAGAUUAUUAAAAAUGUUUUGCACCAAUUUGUCUCUCUCCUUUGGAGGUGGAGGCCAGAGACUUUGCUGGGUGUUUAUUUGCAGCGGUCUUGGACUUUUCCUAGGCAGACUGGGAGGUGAAGACACAGGGGUUUUUCCAUAUUGGACAUCUUAAUGAUAGGCAGGAAGUUCAUGGGUUGAAGAUGUCUGUGUGAAGUUGGUAGGUUGAAGAUGUCUGUGUAGGUCUUUUGAGUGUGACUUGCCGAAUGUGUGUGGGGAACAGGGAGUUAGGGGAAUGGUGUUGAAUGAAUGUACCCGAUACACAUAAGUGCAGUUAGCUGGAUGUCAUUGUGAUGUGUGUAACUAGACUAGACUGAGGCACAAUACUCUGAUGCAGUAUGCAGAGAAGAUUGUUUCUGGAUUUUGCCUUUCUGAUGGUCUUUUAAGGACAGGGUCCUAUCAAGAGUCACUCCCUGGCAUGCUGGGUUUAGAGUGUGCUUCAGUGCAAGUCCAGUCAGCUGUAUGUUUGGCUCUUUGGCGGCCUUAGUGUUGUCGAGGUGGAGUACACUGAAACACAAUUUUUUUCUGGGCUUGGUUUUAAAUUUCAGGGAUUGCAGUGCCCGUCUAGUCUUGAAAUGUCUUCAGUCAGCACCUGCUCCAGUGAGUCAGUUGGAUGCUGUGGUUGCUAGCCAGAUGCUAUCAAUGUAGAUUAAUUUGCUCCGUGCACUUCUGUUCUGUCUGAGGCACAGUAAUGGUGGUUUCUGUUGCCCAGGCAGGAAGUGCUCUUGACAGUUUCAGGAGAAAAUCCUUGUGCCAGAUGGUUCCAUAGGCAACUGUGAAGUUGUUCCUGUCUUCAGCUUUUUCUAACGGCCAUUCUUAAUGUAGUUGGUGAGGGCCAGUACCAAUAUUCAGACAGUAGGUCCAGAACAUGGCAGCGAUGCCUUUGACCACAUGUACUGUCUCAUGAUGCACAAUGGACCAUAGUUUUACCAAGGGAGAGAGGGUGAUCCCUACCUCAUCCCUCACAAUUGACUCCUGAUCCAUUGAGCAACCACAAUCUGCUUCCAGGAGUAGCUCCGGGGCUCGUUGAAAAACGGGAAAAGAAGCUGACACUUUUCUGUACAUCCAAACUGGUUUGCUUUUACUAACGUUAGUGAAGGCUUCAAAUCAAUUGUGCUGUCCAAGGGAGGAAGGGGGGAUCAUUCUUUAGUCCUUCCUUCUUUCUACAAGGACAGGUAUUUGAUUGCAAGACACAUUAUGAACCUUUUCUUCCAGAACAUGUUUGUCCUAUUCUGUCUGAUCCAGAAAAAUGAGUAGGAGCAGUCACAUUUUAGUGACUGAUUAUUCUGCAGUUAGUUCAGUGCACUGCUGGGAUUAAACAGGGUUAUGUUACCAUUUAUUUGCCUCCACUGGGUUAAACAGGGUUAUGUUACUAUUUAUAUGCCUUGACCUUUUUCACGUUUUGCCUCGUUACUCAUUUAACAGCGGUGAAAUAUAUAUUUUUCCACUUACACAAUAAAUUCUUAAUUUUUAUUCAACAUUUUUUUUUUCCAAAAAUUGAACUUGCAUUUCUCAUUUAUAAAAUAAUUCAUGCCCCAGAGUCAAUACUUUGUAGAAAUUUUCGGCAGCUAUAACAACUCUGCAUUUUCAGGUAUGACUAUGCUUUGUGCAUUUAUACUUCAAAAUUUUGGCUCAGUCCUCCAUGCAAAUUUUCUCCAACUUUCUCAAGUGAGGCACAAAGCAGUACUGGACACAAAUGUGCUGCUCUUACCAAGGAUUUCAAUUUCCUAAACCCCAAUUAGACACAGUCGUCUAAAAAUAGCAUUCUCGUAAAAUCAUUGCUUUCAUCAGUCAUUGAUUGAAGGUGCACUGCUGUAACACAUACAUCAUUGUAAAGCGUACCUGUACUGUAUAUGAUUCUGGAGAUAAUGGUAGUUUAUUUAAGACAGGGGAGGAUUCUUACAAAAAAACAUGAAUUUUACGUGUGGCUUAAGGGGUUAAAUAAGAUUUAUGUCUGUUUUUGCUGAGCCAUUCCAAUUUACUCACCUUCUUGUUUUUAAGCAAUUCUUUGUAGUUAGUGUUGUCUUUGCCUUAAACACAGAUCUAUUUUGGACAGAAACUGGUUCUCCUCAAAGGUUUGUCUGAAUUUGGCUUCAUCCAUCUUGCCUCUAAUGGCAGUAAGCUUCUCAGUCCCUCCUGCUGGGAAGGAACUCCACAGUAUGAUUCUGCCAACACCAUGCUUGAUGGUAGGUAUAGUGUUACCUUGGUGAUGGGCUGUGUUUGGUUUGUGGCAAAUAUGGCACUCUCAGACUAAAAAGCUCAACUUAUAAAACCACAAAAUCAUCCACCAGAUGGCUCCUGGCCUAUUUCACAUGUGCCUGAAGAAGUGGCUUCCAUCUAACCACUCUCCCAACAAUGAUACAUAGCUUCAAUGAUGCGAAGCACCAUGAGUGCUACUCACUCCCCAUCUGGAGAAUCGUCUGACUUAUAAACAAGAGUGACAGAGUGGGCUCUAUUUUCCAGAAUCAGUGGCGCAUGGACGCAAUCAAGUGCGCGGUGGACUGAGCGUGACUUGUGAUUUUUCGUAUUUUUGGGACAAGAUGUAAGGAGUGCAUUGUGCAAAAUGUGUGGUGCUCCUGGAAACAGGGUUGGGUUAUACUAAAUAUAUUAUCAGUGGGUGUGGUGCAGCAUUUAAUAAUAGCCAAUCAAAUUACCUCUUUUCAUUCCCUUUAAGAGCCGCGCGCAUUGUGUAGGGUGUGCUGCCAAUUUUUGUAGCCUACCGCUCCAGUGGCAGACUGAUAUACUAAUCAGAUGUUUCUCAAAAUGUUCUUUUGUGGGAGGUGCAGAUUUGGGCUGUCACUUUUUUUCUUUCAAAAAUUGAGUUUGAUCAAAUCCCAUAAAUAAGAGAAAUUUGUUCAAAUUUGUUCAAAUUUUCUUCGAUCAGUUGUAAUUUGCCAUUUAAUCUGUAGCUAAAUAGCUUAAAUGCUGUAUGCUAUAACAUAGAAAUAAUGACAACAGUAUCUUGAAGUUUUAUUAAACAAAAUAAAACCAGGGGAGAUCAUAGCGUGCCAGUGAUCCUGUUCACAGCAGUACAAUGACUUGGUGUUGCUUAAAUGAAAGAAAAAUGAUAACACACAAGUCCAUCAUUAAUUCACAACAAAGGCAUGGCUUAACUGAACUGAGCAGGAUUUGAGUGGUGGUUUCGUCAUGUUGUAAAUACAUCCAUUUUGAUUAUUUAUCUCCUGGUUACAAAUCAGCGUAGGUUUGACUUGUAUUACUUACUCAGACAUUGCUAAGCAAUGAAACAGCAAAUCUAUCCCCAUGUGGCAUGGCACAUCUACGUACAGAAUGUAAAUAGAACAUACAUAUAAAAGGGGAAAGAAGAGGUAAAACCUGCUUUCCACUUCACACGUGAUUCAUAAUUGGCUAACAAAUUACGUACAGUAAAGCCUACAGAAAAUGGAGAUUGGCUUAAAAAGGUUUCUUGACUCUUUUCUAUUGACCGGACUACAUGGACAAAAUAAACAUGACAAAACCAAAACUCAUCCAAUCCUGCAUAAGUGCCGUUUUUGACAAUAAACAAAAAAAAUUCUCAAACCAAAAGUCCAAAUAGUGUAUCCCCCAACAGAGAAUUAAACCUCCACCCAGAGUACCUUCAAAAAUAAUAAA
Molecule: messenger RNA, 6406 nt
Organism: Anguilla anguilla (European eel)
Lineage: Eukaryota; Metazoa; Chordata; Actinopteri; Anguilliformes; Anguillidae
Product: POZ-, AT hook-, and zinc finger-containing protein 1-like
Exons: 4
Coding region: 343-1995 (550 amino acids)
Biological process (GO): regulation of immune system process; regulation of cytokine production; negative regulation of transcription by RNA polymerase II
Cellular component (GO): nucleus
Molecular function (GO): DNA-binding transcription factor activity, RNA polymerase II-specific; protein binding; RNA polymerase II cis-regulatory region sequence-specific DNA binding
Source: RefSeq, a predicted model, not a curated record